This is a messenger RNA of Acanthisitta chloris (rifleman), 3253 nucleotides long. RefSeq names its product IQ motif containing H (gene IQCH). Bases 1 to 3099 code for a protein of 1032 amino acids. The record is from RefSeq and is a predicted model, not a curated record. The transcript is spliced from 19 exons. Lineage: Eukaryota; Metazoa; Chordata; Aves; Passeriformes; Acanthisittidae.
AUGGAAAAUAUGAACCUGAAAGGAAAUGUAGAAGCUGUGGAUAUUGGUGACCUCAGGAGAGCAACUGGAAGAGCUGAACUUGGGCUGAGAAAACAUGCUGAAAAUUAUUUCAAUGCUAUAAACAGACAAGUGUUAACUAUUUCUUCUGCUGGCAAUAAAGAAGUAAAUUCCAAAGAGCCCCCAAAAUGGGGUCUCCAUGGUGGUGCUCCUCAGAAGCAGCUGGUGUUACCCCGAGUCCCUGCUGAGCCCCUGAGUGUCCAGGCAUGCAGCACACCAGCACAGCACGUGUCUCAGGGCUCUCAGCAGGUUGAAAUGGAUAUUAAAAUCAUGCUUGACCCAGAGACCAUGGAUAAUAAAGCUGGCUUAAAGCAUCACCAGGAUGAGACCAGGCUGCCACUUAUAACUAAGAAAAAAUCUACUCCUCUGGAAUGUAUAGGAAUUGUUCAGGAAUGUCAUCUUCUUGUAGGUGCUCUGAGCCUAACUGGCCAAAGGCUUCUCCUUCCAGCAGCCAAGAUAGCUCUCCAGACCCCUCCUGGUGUAUGCAAAGCAGCACCUUGCCCUGAAUUUCCCAGGCAGCACAAGAAAUCAGCUGUAGGGGAGAUUAGGCUGGAUCCUGAGAAUACAAAUACCAUCACCUUCCCAAACCCGAAGCAGGCAAUUUAUGGCACUUACUCCUCUAGCAGAGGUAGCAUUGCACCACUUCCAUCCAGCAGCUCCAUGGUUUCAGCAUGGAAAUCAAAGCCAGUGUGGAUGUAUCCAGCUCAGCAGUUGGAAUGUGAGGUGCAGAUUCCCUCUCAGACACAGCCUCUACAAACCUCUCCAUGUCACUCCUUCCAGGAUCCAUGCUUGGACUGGGACAUUGCUGUUUGCUAUGGCACAGUAGACCAGAAAUCUCCAGGUUUUCUGGCAUUCAAACAACACUAUCAUUUAUCUUGGGGGAGCAUUUUGGCCUUUUUGGAACACACAGAAAAGCUUCUCAAGGACUUUGCUGUGCCGUUGGCCAUGAUCAACUGCCAAAAGUUGGCUCAAGUCGCCUCAGAGUUUGAGCUUGAGGAGAAUCCCACCAAAAGUGCCAUUUUGUCAGUGAUAAAGAAUCAGUCAGCUGUGGAAAAGAUCUUAAAUCGACCUGGCCAAAGAUACAAAGGCCAAGGGGGUCCUGAAGUGGCUGCUAGGAAGAUCCAAGCGACGUGGCGCCGCCACCGGGCCGGGAGAGCCGCAGCGCGGUCCAGGCAGCAGCAGUGGGCAGCAGGUGUGAUUGGAGCUUCUUGGCACUUGCAUCAUCACAUGGCACAUGUGAAAAAGGCCCUGAAGGAAUCACGUCAGAGACACCUGGAGAAUCUCUCAGUCAGGGCCAAGCAUCUGGCAGCCAACUGGAAUCGCAUCAGGACCUCCAGGAGGACUAUUAUCCAUAUCCCAUCAUUAGGAUAUUCCCAGUGCAUCCGUGAGCAGAUCCCUGAUCUUGCUCUGCAGCAGAACAUGCAGCUGGGAAGGCUGUGUGACAUCCUGGAUGCCAACGUGGAUGUCAUCUACAUCUGCCCCCUUCGACUGAGUGAGGACUUACUGCAGUAUUACCAUAAGCUCCUGGGUCUGCAGGCAGCUGUUAGAUCUGGGAACCCGGAGGACAUGGCUGACCUGCAGGACAGGUUCAAAAUUCUCACCCCUGAAGCUAUAAACAGCUUCCCUCAGCAUCACAUGUGCUUGGCCACUCAGCUCAAGUACAGUCCAAAGACAAUCCAAAGAAUCCAAGCUCUGAUCCAGGGCAGAGAUGCCUACAUGGUUGGGGGAGUUCCCCACCAGGAUGAAUUAGCAGUGGCUGAUAUGCUCCAGGUGCCUAUUUUGGGCUCAGGGCCAGAAGUGGCUCAGCAAUGCAGCACCAAGUCUGGGAGUAAAAGGAUUUUUGCCAGUGCUGGUGUGCCAACCCCUCCUGGAGAAUCAGACAUCCACAGCCAAGAACAGAUGGUUCGUGCUCUCAGCCGACUCAUCCUGGACAACAUGGAAGUGCAGCGUUGGCUGUUCAAGGUGAAUGAUGAAUCUGGAGGAAAUGGCACUGCCUAUUGUGAUGUUAUUUCCCAUUUGGAAUGCUACCACUGGGUCCAAAAGGAACAGCAGAGACACAGCCCUGAAAUGUGGAGGAAGAGCCAAGCAUGGGAGCUAGCUUUGGUGGAGAUCUCCCAGGAGCUGCCAGGCCUUUUAGCACAGCACGUACAGCCACUCAAUGAGAAACGAUUCCCUACAUGGGAAAAAUUCCUCCAAACAUUUCUUACUCAAGGUGGUGUGAUCGAGGCCUUCCCACAUUCCACCAGAGUCACAAACCUGACCGUGGAUAUGCUGAUAGAGCCAACAGGAGAGAUACAAAUAGUGUCAUCUGGAGACCAGCUCCAUGCUGAUGGUCCCUUGCGAUCCUCUGGCACCACCAUUCCACAACGUUCUGUCGACCCAGAGGUUCUCACCUCGCUCUGCUCGAAGAUUGGAGAGACCUGUAGAUCCAAAGGAGUGCUUGGCUACUUCUCCGUUGAUUUUGUGACCUUCACCCAUCCACAAACGAUGGAGCAGCAGGUGUGGGCAACAGACCUUGACCUUUGCUAUAGUGACCAGCUGGCCCUGACUCAGCUCGCAUUGUACCUGACAGAUGGAAAUCUGGACUGUGGCUCCAGCUGCCUUGGAGCACCUCUUGGUUCAAAGCAAAUCCAGUGCCAAAGGAUUCAGCAUGAGAGGACAAAAACUCCUCCCCCAAGAAGUACUCAGUGUGCAGUGAUGAGCACUCAGCUGAGGCACUCCAACCUCUCAGGGAUCUACUACAACCUUCUCCUCCAGAGGUGUAAAGCUCAUGGGGUUGGAUUUGACAUCCAGGAAAAACAGGGAACAGUUUUUCUAUUGUAUGAUGACCAGAAGCAAUACAGAUUGGGAGUGAUAACAAUCGGAGAGGAUCUCCAGGGGGUCCUCCUGACCUUUGCUCGCAAUCUCUUCAUCAUCCAUCAAGAAAUAUCAGCACCUAAUACGCAAGGCGAGACCAAUUUUAAGAUGGCAAUUCGAGAUAUUGAAGCAAUUCUAGGAGUUACAGCAGAAACCAAACUGAAAUUGGGAGAGGAGCAACCUUAGGAAGCAGAUGCUCUGAAAGAAUAGUUAACAGAAAAUGUUUAAGUGCCUCAUUCCUUAUGCUGCUGGAAUUGCAUCCUCAUCUGUAAGAACAGGUUUGCUUUUCCUCUUGGGUUCCAGUAUUAGCUGAGACAGUGCAUUUCCAGGAUUUCUGGGU